Messenger RNA from Entrophospora sp. SA101, 852 nucleotides. NCBI's taxonomy places the organism in Eukaryota, Fungi, Glomeromycota, Glomeromycetes, Entrophosporales, Entrophosporaceae. The record is from the annotation of a GenBank genome assembly.
AUGCCAUACCCAUUGUUACAACUUUUUAGUAAAAAGGCCAAGACAAAAAAGCCUCAUACAACUCCGAAAGAAAGAGUCCAAAUUCUUCUUUCUCUUCAAAAUGGACAUACUACAAGGCAAAUAGCAAAGUCAACAAAUAUUAGCCCCUCAACAGUUUCUCGUAUUAAUAAAAGAUGGUGUGAACAACACUCCCUCAAAGUUGCACCAAAACCAGGUCGACCAUCUACUAUAAAUGAAACAAUAAAAAAUAAAAUUGUCAAUCUCAUCACUUCGCGAAGGUGCUCAUCUGCUCCAGAGGCCCAAAAAUGUAUAGAAGAAAAAGAAAAUAUUAGUAUUUCGUCACCUACUAUUCGUCGUAUACUUCAUGCAAAUGGUUUAGUAUCAAGAAUUAAAAGAAAAAAACCCUACCUCAGCAGUAAACACCGAAAGCGUCGGUUAGAAUUUGCAAAAGAACAUGAACAUUGGACUAUUGAAGACUGGUCAAAGAUUAUAUGGUCCGAUGAGUCUAAGUUUAAGGUUUUUGGAUCAGAUGGGAAGCAAUAUUAUUGGAAACGUCCAGAGGAACCAUUAAACCAUUUCCAUGUUAAACCUACAGUGAAGUUUGGGGGCGGGUCGGUGAUGAUAUGGGGCUGUUUUACAUCUCGGGGUGUUGGUGGCUUUUGUAGGAUUGAUGGCAUUAUGGAUGCUAAAUUGCAUCUCCCUGGGCAAAUUUCCGGCAAAGAGGAUUUAUGGAAUAAGAUACAACAGGUUUGGUUUGAAAUUGGUGUUGAAACUUGUACCAACCUAAUCCAUUCUAUGCCAGAACGAAUCCAUGAUGUUAUCAAGGCACGAGGUGGUUAUACAAGGUGGUAG